Messenger RNA from Hydatigera taeniaeformis, 435 nucleotides. The record is from the annotation of a GenBank genome assembly. NCBI's taxonomy places the organism in Eukaryota, Metazoa, Platyhelminthes, Cestoda, Cyclophyllidea, Taeniidae.
AUGACCAACAGCUCUGACAAUCUCCUUUCAACAUCCUUCCAUACUGAGCAUCCACCUCCGCCUCCACCCCCGCCUCCCCCUCCGCCACCACCUCCUCCUCCUUCCUCUUCCUCUGCCACCGGUGAACCCUCCUCAAAACCAAUGCUACCUGGCCCUCCACGGGACCUACUCUCUGAUAUCCGAGCAGGUGGCUUCCAGCUACGCAAAGUCAGCGAACGCCAACUACCUCCGAGGGCCGAGGCGAAGUAUUCCACUGCUAGUCGAGUCUGCGACGUAUCUGGAGACUUCUGUGUUUACGUCCUCCGCCUACUCGGAGUCAAUCUCCCCGCCGGCGGUGCGAUUUUUGAGAUGGUAAGUAGAAGGCGACAGUGUUUGGAGAACACUUCGGAGGACGACGACGACAAGACGAGUGACUCCUGCGGAUGGGAGGAUUAG